GGUGUACCGCCCGACGCUCAGUCAGAGCUAAAACCUGCCACCCCACGCAGCCCUUGGUCUUAUGAGGGCACCUCUGCGAUAACCUGUCGCCUGGACCGUGGCGAGGCCUCAACCUCAGUCGUCGCUGCAUGUCUGGCCUUAGCCGAAGGCGCACCUGCGUCGCUGAUACCAGAAGACCUCUACUGCUGGGCGGAGAUGACGUCGGAGCCCGUCGCACGGCCCGCCCUUCCGCCGGUGGUUCCCUUACCAGAGACCUGUUCUCCAACGGACGGUCCUGUGGGCGCCAAUGGCGGCGUGAAGCUCCCGCCUGCGCCGGUUAUACCGCACGACGCUCAACCACAUCCAAUACGCGCCACUCCACGCAGCCCUGGGUCUUAUCAGGGUUUCUCAGCGGUAGCGUCUUUCCUGGACUUCGGCGUUCUCUCAGCCGGAGCCUCAGACUUCCCAACAUGUAUGGCCUUCGCCGCGGGCGCCUGUGCGUCGCCGACGCCGGACGCAGACCUGGACCGCUGGCCGGCGAUGCCGUCGGAGCCCGUCCCACAGCCUGCCCUUGCGCCGCAGGCUCCCUUGGCGGAGAUCCAAUCUCCCAGGGAUGGCCCUGUGGGCGCCAAUGAUGGCGCUAAACUCCCGUCUGCGCAGGAAGAGGUGAGUGUGGGAAGGGACAUGGCUGAGUGGGAAGGUUAUAGCUCUCGUUGA
Gryllus bimaculatus (two-spotted cricket) is the source of this 696-nucleotide messenger RNA. Lineage: Eukaryota; Metazoa; Arthropoda; Insecta; Orthoptera; Gryllidae. The record is from the annotation of a GenBank genome assembly.